AUGACCAAGCAGGAUAUCAUAGAACCCAUAGAAGCAUCAAAUUGGGGAACGCCAGUAUUACCGAUAUUGAAGACCGAUAAUACCAUCCGCAUUUGUGGAGAUUAUAAAACAACUUUGAAUGAAUGUUCAGAAAACGUGAGGUAUCCACUACCUCGAAUUGAAGAAAUAUUUGCAAAAUUGAAUGGAGGUAAGAGUUUCACCAAGUUGGAUUUGUACAGUGCAUAUUUGCAGUUCAUAUUGGAUGAAAAAUCUCAAGAAAUGGCAACAUUGAAUACUCAUAAGGGUCUGUACCGUAUGAAACGUUUACCAUUUGGAGUUGCACCGGCUAGUGCAACAUUGCAACGCAGCUUAGAGCAACUAUUCCAAGGAAUGGAAGGUGUCAUAAUAUACAUGGAUGACGUUGUUGUUACUGGGAGAACAACAGAGGAACUUAUGAGAAACUUAGAAAUGGUAUUGGAACGUAUGAAAGACACAGGAUUGACAUUGAACAAGGAUAAAUGUAAUUUUUUCAAGGAAGAAAUUGAAUAUUUAGGCCAUAUUAUUGACAGUAAGGGACUACGGAAAACUUCUGAUGAAGUAGAAGCGGUGUUGAAUGCACCCAGACCAAGAACCGUAAGCCAAGUUAGAAGUUUCACAGGACUAGUGAAUUAUUAUGCAAAGUUUCUUCCUAAUUUAGCAAUGGUAAUGAACCCCUUGUACAAACUGUUGAAGAAGGGAGACGAGAAACUCGAGUGGAAUGAAGAAACAGAAAGAUCUUUUAACUUGACCAAAAAAUUGAUGGCAGAAGACAUGAAGCUCAGUCAUUUUGACCCUAGUAAGGAAAUAUUGUUGGCAAGUGACGCAUCAUCGGAAGGCAUUUCGAGUGUAUUAUUCCAUAGAGAGAAUGGCAAGGAAAAGCCAAUAGGAUGCGUAUCUCGUACGUUAAUGCCAGUGGAAAAGAAGUAUGCUACGAUAGAUAAGGAGGCAUUGGCAAUCGUAUUUGGACUAAAGAAGUUUGAACAGUAUCUAAGAGGAAAUAGAGUCAUUAUCAAGACAGAUCAUAAGCCUCUUGUGAGUUUAUUUGGAGAAAGUAAGGGCAUCCCGGAGAGAAAUCGAGAUCUUUUGCAGAGAUGGGCAGUAUUCAUAGCAGCAUCUUUUGAUUAUAAGAUCGAGUACGUAAAAGGUAGAAAAAAUCAUAUGCCAUAUUGUCUUUCACGAAUUCCUUUGCAUGUUAACAUAGUCUCACGAGAACAUGAUACUAAGGGAUACUUGUAUUUCGCAGCGUCAACAAAGGAAUGGCCAGUUGAAAACGAGAGAGUACGUCAGGCAACGAAUAUAGACGAAGAACUUAGGAUGGUGAAGAAGUUCAUAGAAGAGGGUUGGCCGCAAAAGUGGCCCGAGUGUGUGAAACCUUAUCUUAGAAGAAGAGACGAACUGAUGGUGGAACAGGGAUGUAUUUUAUGGGGACAUCGGAUAGUGAUUCCGAAAAUUCUAAGAAGACGUAUGCUAGAAGAGCUGCAUACUAGCCAUUUAGGCAUAGUGAAAACGAAAAGCUUGGCAAGAUCAUAUAUGUGGUGGCCCGGUUUGGAUCAGGAGGUAGAGAAGCAUGUGAGAGCAUGUAACCCGUGCCAGGAAAAUAAGGAGAAUCCACCAAAGGAAGUAGUAUAA
Molecule: messenger RNA, 1647 nt
Organism: Leptinotarsa decemlineata (Colorado potato beetle)
Lineage: Eukaryota; Metazoa; Arthropoda; Insecta; Coleoptera; Chrysomelidae
Source: RefSeq, a predicted model, not a curated record